AUGUCCGACAAAUUCGAAUCGAUCAAGUCCAUCGUCACCGGUGCUGUGCAGAGUAAGGAGUUCUUGUUUGCGAGCGGUCUUACGAUUGCGGCCAUGGGAUUGUUCACGGCGCCAACGGGCAAUUGGUUCCUUACUUCGGAUGAGAGUAUGAUUAUCAAAGAAGAUGAAUCCGUGUUCGUCAAGAAGCACAGCUCGCUAGAUCAACCCUCCGGAUGCCGAGUUUUCUACAGACGACACACGAAGGAACAGGAUCUGCCUAAGACGCUUCCUCUCCUCAUCUUCAUUCAUGGCCUUGGAGGCCAGCUAAACCAGUUUGAAGGAUUGCUGGAGUUCUUCGCGCAAUCGUCACAUGUAAUGGCGAUUGACAUGCCCGGCUGCGGCCGUUCACGAACAGCCUGGGGUUGGGAACCAUACAAGACAGAAUCGCUGAUAAAAACGCUCACCGACGUCAUCACCCGCCGUAUGAAACAGGAAGGACACAAAACUUGUGUGCUCAUCGGACACUCCUACGGGACGAACCUCGUUGCGAGAUUAUCGUCCAUACUCCACUCGGCCUGCCGCGGCCUCGUCGCCAUGGCUCCGGGUGUGAUGACGCCGGAGAAGAUGAAGUUACGUUUGGUCGCUGCCAGGACGCCGGAAUUGAUGUUCGAUGUGUAUCGUCGGAAGGACAGGAAGGGUGGCUUGAGGUCUAUGUCGGUGAAGCGUAUGGUCGCCUCGACGGCGCCGAAUGAGAUGCGGUUGCGUCAGUUGCGGUGGAAUUUACAGUCACAGACGUAUGUGUGGAGGAGAAUGGUGUACGGGAUGGUACCGGCGGAUCAGGCGGUGUGGAAUGCGGUUAAUGUUCCCGUAUUGCUGAUGGGCGGAGAGGAGGAUGCUGUUACUGCGGUCACUGGUUUGGAGAUUAUUUAUGGGUGGUUGAACGAGAUGGCGAAGAAGGCGAAGCCGAUCAUUGUGAGGCAUGCUGGACACUCACUGUUGGCGGAGAAAGUGGAUGAGGUUGCGGAGGAGAUCAACCAUUUCUUGAUUGAGCAGGUUGAGCCGGAGCUGGAUUAUGGUCGACAACAGAAGAUCUUGGACGGAACAGUCGAGAUCUAA
Molecule: messenger RNA, 1095 nt
Organism: Saitoella complicata NRRL Y-17804
Lineage: Eukaryota; Fungi; Ascomycota; Saitoellomycetes; Saitoellales; Saitoellaceae
Product: alpha/beta-hydrolase
Exons: 2
Coding region: 1-1095 (364 amino acids)
Source: RefSeq, a predicted model, not a curated record